Malurus melanocephalus (red-backed fairy wren) is the source of this 4248-nucleotide messenger RNA. It is a transcript of the gene NUDT12, whose product is annotated as nudix hydrolase 12. Bases 238 to 1632 code for a protein of 464 amino acids. Gene Ontology annotation, cellular component: cytosol. Gene Ontology annotation, biological process: NADP+ catabolic process; NAD+ catabolic process. The transcript has 7 exons. NCBI's taxonomy places the organism in Eukaryota, Metazoa, Chordata, Aves, Passeriformes, Maluridae. The record is from RefSeq and is a predicted model, not a curated record. Gene Ontology annotation, molecular function: metal ion binding; protein binding; NADH pyrophosphatase activity.
GCGGGCAGAGGGCGGGGCAGUCGCGCUCGGCCCCGCUCGGCCUUUCCCGGGCGUGUUUGGCGACACUCGGACGCGUUCAGGCUGGUGCGUCGCUCGGGUCGAAGCUCGGGCCCGCUCGGUCUGCUGUCCCGCGUUCGGGCCCGUUCGGCCGCGCGCUCGGGCCCGCGCCGGUGCGGUGCUUCCUCCGCGCCGCUGCACGGGGUCCCGCUGUCUGUGGCGGCUGCGCACGCUGGCACAAUGACUGACUUUGUAAAGAAUCUGCAUGAAGACAUGGUUUCUCAGCUGCACGAGUAUGCUGCUGCUGGAGAUGCAGCCAAGCUGAAGGCACUGCUCAGGCGCUCCCCGUCGCUGGUCAAUGCUGCCGCAGGGAAUGGCUGGACAGCCCUCAUGUACGGUGCUAGAAAUGGACACCUCGAGGUUGUGCAGGUUCUUCUUCAAGAAGGGUGUGACAGAUCCAUCAUCAAUAAAUCAAGGCAGACAGCUCUGGACAUUGCUAAGUUUUGGGGGUACAGGCACAUAGCUAAUUUUUUGGCUAAUGUGAAAGGUGAUCAGAAGCCUAGUUUUUUGUCAAAUGAUGUGAAAGAAUAUGAAAAUUAUUUUGGCAUGACACUUUUGGACAGAAGGAGUGAUAAAAGAACAGAUUCCAAGUGGCUAAGUAAAAAACAAAGCCAUCCAAGUACAGUAUACAUCCUCUUCUCAAAUCUAAGCCCCCUGGUUACUUUGGGUGGGGGAAGAGAGAGAUCACAGCAACCAGAAGUAAAGCUUUGCAGGCUGUACCACAAUGCUGUGGAGCAGUGCAUGAACCAAACUGAAGAAUGUACCCUAAUUUUUCUUGGAGUUGAACUUCAGUUUAACAUGAGCUUGAUGGCUGCUUGCAAUGGAAGAGUUAUGCAAGACGAUGAAGAAGACGGGUUAGUUGCUUGGUUUGCCCUUAGUGUCAAUUCUGCUUCUGCUGAAAAAUUUAAACGGAAGCUUGAGGACUGUUACUUUCUUCACCCACCAAUGCCAGCACUACUGCAGUUACCUGAAAAAGAAGCUGGAGUAGUAGCCCAGGCGAGAUCUGUUCUAGCAUGGCACAACCGCUACCGAUUCUGCCCAACAUGUGGGAGUGCAACCAAGAUUGAAGAUGGGGGUUACAAGAAAAUUUGCUUAAAAGAGGAUUGUCCCAGUCUCCAAGGAGUUCACAACACAUCAUAUCCAAGAGUUGAUCCCGUUGUGAUAAUGCAAGUCAUCCAUCCAGAUGGGAGCCACUGCCUUUUAGGGAGGCAGAAGAGAUUUCCCCCAGGAAUGUUUACCUGCCUUGCUGGAUUUGUAGAACCUGGUGAAACCAUAGAAGAUGCUGUUCGAAGAGAAGUAGAGGAGGAGGCUGGAGUCAAAGUUGGCCGUGUUCAGUAUGUCUCUUGUCAGCCAUGGCCAAUGCCCUCCUCCCUAAUGAUUGGCUGCUUAGCUGUUGCAGUGUCCACAGAAAUUAAAGUUGACAAGAGUGAAAUAGAGGAUGCCCGCUGGUUCACUAGAGAACAGGUCAUAGAAGUUUUCAUUAAAGGAAACAAGUGCUCUUUCUUCGUACCACCAAGUCAAGCGAUUGCACAUCAGUUGAUAAAACACUGGAUUGGAAUGAACGCCAAUCUUUAAUUCAAAUAAUCAGUUUCUUUGAGUUGCUUCUUCUAUUGAAUGCUAAAUUAGGAAUAAAUUAGAACUGUUUAUCUAGUGAAUGGGCAACCAUGUUAUUUUCCGAUCCUUUACUUUGGUUCCAGAGCUAAACUAUGCAAACCUUGUAGGUGUUUUCAGGCCUCAGUUAAAUUUGGACAAAACUCAGUAAUUAUCCCAAGCAAGCAAGGAAGCAAGCAAGCAGCAAGUAAAUAGAAUUGAUACUUUGCUGUGCGCAGGCGGGGUUUUUGUUCUAAAAUCACAUUUAUGUUCUAAAAUAAAAUUAUGCCUUUUGCUGCUAUGCUUUUAAUGUUUGAUUUGGUCCUUCUCCCAAGGAAGGAGUCACAACAUUACAGAGAGAGCUGUCUGACCUUGCCUGCCAUUUGAAUUCUCUACUUACAUCCUGCUAUUUGGCCUUAAGUAUUUCUUUCUCAGUUUUGCCUAUCUCCAUCCUUUAAAUUCUACCUGUCACAGAAAUCUGCUGAAAGUCUUACCAGCUGUGGUUAUUUUUAACUUAAUAGCAUAUAUAAAUUGGGAAUAUGUAUCUUUUAUAGUAGUAAUUUAAUUUAUGUUAGUGCUCUAAGCAGAGCGUUUACUCAUCCAUUCUGACUUGCCUUGCACUUACUCAAUUGUAUGUCACGCUGAAUUUAAAGGUAUGACACAGUACUUUAUUUGUGAAAAAGGUGUUGGAAGAACCAUCCUGAAAGCGUAAGUAUUAGGGCAUUUGUAAGAUUAAAGUGUACUUGUUAACUCACGAGGCAGUGAGUUUUUCAUUCUCUGGUGAUUAGAAAUGAAAUUACAGAGUAAUGGAGGAGGAAGAACAAGACGUAUCAUCUCAAAAUAUUCAGAAGUUCUUCUGGAAAUAGAGAUUCUGUUACUGCUAUUGAGAAACUUACUGUUGAAAGAAGUAUAUUAGCUGCGGCUGUAAGAAUGGGAAAGCAAUAUGUUAAUUGAAAUAUUUAGUUAUGUGUAUUUGAUUCUACAUUUCAGAUUUGUGCCCUUAUUUAUCAUGUUAUUUAAGAUGUUAAUAUUUUAAAAAUAAAAGUACACUGUUUUAUUACAGAUUUCAUUAUUAAAUAGUUCGUAGUCAGUCAUUCUGCAGUCAUUGCAGUGAUAUCAAAAGAAAUGCAAAUGACCCAAGGAAAAUGCAAUUGUAAUGAUAAAUAUAAACUUGCUAUUAUUUGAUGAUAUGUUAAUUUGGAGUAAUUUAAAUUUUUUUAACAGUGAAUGAUGUAAUAUUUUUUCAACAACUCUUAGAAAAUUGGAAUCAGUAAAGCUGUUCUACAAAUCCUUAUUGUUCUUUUUUCCCCAUCUACAUCACACUAUGCUCAGCAGUGUUGGUGGUUUUUUGAUAAGGCAAUGCCUAAGACACUUUAAAGCCAGAAGCAAUCCUGACAUACUUGGAGUGUUUGACAUAGUAUGUUGCUUCAUUCUCUCCCUUGUUUCAGCCAUACCUACAAAUACAGACAACCAGGUUAUCUCUUGAGUUGUCGGGAAAGGAAAAGGAAGCAAUACACUGCUUCCCUUAAAAAUUGCUUUUACAGAGAGGGGGAGUUGUGGAAGGCUGUUGUGGACCACACUUCCCAGCAGGGCUGCAUGUUAUCAGUGGCAUUAUCCUCUUCUAGAAAAUUGUCAGAUGGAAGGCUGGUUGCGGGUUGCUUGGAUAAGUAAAGAAGAACAUUGGGAAGUAUGCAAACACUGGUGGAAGCUAAGCAAUGAAAAGAAGUUUUAACUACUGUGGUAGUUGAAUUAUGAGCUAUGAAUAAUGACCAGGUGGAAGAGGGAUGAGAAAGCAUAGAACAAAUACAGAAAGCACAAAAAUGACAGUUUAUCACUUUGGGGUAGCUAAAUGUUGGAGAUUUAGUCUAAGAUGCACUGGAAUACUAGUUUUUUGUGUAGAAAAUUAUUGUCAGUUGCUAUGAAGAUGGACUUGUAAAAGUGACACUCCAAACACAGUGCCCAUAACCAAUAUUGAUAAUAAUAAUCUGCCCAYUUUUUUUAUUUGAGAGUCCCUAUAAGAGCAGAUACCUGCAGUUACAAGGCAAGUAAAUUGAAACUUCACUUUCCUUCACUUUUUUCCUGUGUGAAAAAAAAAAAACAGAAAAAGAAUCAUAUGACAAAGGAAACCAGAGUCUCUGAUUUUUAGAGUAAUGUUUUAAUGAUCUUUCAAGUCUAAUAACUUCCAGUGUGUCAACUAUUUUUGGUCUUUAUACAUUUUCAAAAUCUAAGCCUGGCUUUUGAAAAAGCUUUUGAAGCUUUUAUUUCCUUUUUCCUUCACCAAAAGAUUAAACAUUUUCAGGGAAGAAGAAAAAUCUCUCUUGUUUAAGAUAACUACUUCGAUAAAUUCAAUCUGUUUAAAGGAAAAAUUUUCCUGGCAUUUUAUUGCCUAAUUUGCCCUGUUACUAGGUGAAGACUUGAGUUUAAUUUGAAAAUACCUGUACAUUUUCUGAAGGACAGUUGCUGUUCUCUGUUUAUGUAUGAAAUGUCAAAUUGUAGAGCCAAAUGCUGUGGUUAUCUGGCAACUACAGCUACUUAAGAAAGUGCCAAAAUAAAUUUAGCAGCAAUUGAACAGAGUGUAGUCUUUCUUUCUAGAGCAGGGUC